AUGUUACAGCCUAUAGACAUACCAGAUAACCUUAAUGCAAAGACUACUGAAGUAGACAGGAAACCCAGUAAGCAAUGUGGGAUGGUGUGCUCUACAGUUCAACUACUUAGAAAGAGAGGUACUGAUGGCUCCUUACUGAGCUUGAUGGCAGCGGAGUGCCGUAUCUACCUUGCACCCAAUCCUGCUGAGGGGCCUGGACCUCACAGAAUGUGCUUAAUUAUGACCCCACAAGACAAUGCAUGCGAAAAUACUACAUUAAAAACAGAAUUCCAUCUCCAGGCAUUUACGAGCUAUGCAGACAUCUGGCUUUUGAUUUUCAUUAUAAUUAUUUUAAUGUACUUGGUAGCUGCAUUCGGGAACAUAAUCAUUAUUUUACUUGUAUGUCUGGUACAACAACUGCAUACGCCAAUGUAUUUCUUCUUGUGUAAUUUGGCUGCUCAGGAUAUACUGCAAGUCUCUUCCAUUCUACCAAGAUUGCUGGUUAUCACAAUGACAGGGGAUACCAGCAUCUCAUUCUUGGGUUGUAUUACACAAAUGUUUAUGUUUGCCAUGUGUGCUUGUACAGAUUUUUUACUGCUGACUUCUAUGGCUUAUGAUCGCUAUGUUGCUAUCUGUGUUCCUCUACAUUAUUCUCUCAUCAUGAACAAAAGAGCAUGUGCUGUGUUGGCAACUACUUCCUGGUGUAUUGGUAUUUUAAAUUCUUUGAUGCAGUCUUUGUUGGUGACAACUUUAACAUUCAAGAGCUCUCAACAAAUUAACCAUUAUUUCUGUGAAUUAAAAACACUGAUUGAACGUUCUUCCUCUGACACUACAGGCAUCAGUACCUUCAUUUCUGUUGACUGUGUAUUUUUGGGUUUCCUUCCCUUUUUGUUAAUAACCGCCUCCUAUGUAUGCAUCAUAUCAACCAUUUUAAAGAUCCAAACCUCAACAGGAAGAGUAAAAGCCUUCUCCAGAUGUUCAUCUCAUCUCACCAUUGUUAUAAUAUUCUGUGGAACAGCUGUCAGCUUGUACAUAAAACCUGGGUCUCAACAUUCAGAAGAAGAAGACAAACUGUUAUCUCUUCUGUAUGUAGCUGUAGUCCCAAUGUUAAAUCCACUGGUAUAUAGUUUGAGAAACAAAGACGUUUUAAAAGCAUUAAACAAAAUAAGUAAUAACAUGUUUUAA
Bombina bombina (fire-bellied toad) is the source of this 1164-nucleotide messenger RNA. RefSeq names its product olfactory receptor 5V1-like. Lineage: Eukaryota; Metazoa; Chordata; Amphibia; Anura; Bombinatoridae. Bases 1 to 1164 code for a protein of 387 amino acids. Gene Ontology annotation, molecular function: G protein-coupled receptor activity; olfactory receptor activity. Gene Ontology annotation, biological process: G protein-coupled receptor signaling pathway. Gene Ontology annotation, cellular component: membrane. The transcript is spliced from 2 exons. The record is from RefSeq and is a predicted model, not a curated record.